This is a messenger RNA of Wyeomyia smithii (pitcher-plant mosquito), 2265 nucleotides long. RefSeq lists its product as uncharacterized. The transcript is spliced from 2 exons. The record is from RefSeq and is a predicted model, not a curated record. Bases 11 to 1213 code for a protein of 400 amino acids. Gene Ontology annotation, molecular function: nucleic acid binding; RNA-DNA hybrid ribonuclease activity. Lineage: Eukaryota; Metazoa; Arthropoda; Insecta; Diptera; Culicidae.
GACACAUACCAUGUCCCUAGAGGUCAUAGCUGGAAUACUACCACUCAAAGAGAGGCUGUUUGAGUUGGCUUUUCGUUUCCUCAUUAGAUCGGAAAUAGCAAAUCCAAUGCUUAUUGCGAACUAUGAGAAAUGUUUGGAAGUUGUUCAGAAACCCUGUAUGUCAGUAUACCAGCGGUUCAUGACCAUGGAGAUAAACCCUUCGGUUGUUGCUCCAUCCCGUGAGAUUUCAACAUCGCUCAACAAUUCUUCUGUUGUAUUUGAUUUGACGAUGAAACAAGAAAUCCAUGGAAUUCCCGAUCACCUCAAACCAACAGUUGUGCCAUCAAUAUUUUCGGCAAAAUUUGGCCACCUCCCAAAACAGAAUUCCUUUUUCACGGACGGAUCUGUGAUGGAUGGACAAUCCGGAUAUGGCGUUUUCAACACAGAUCAUCGCAUAUCUCGCAAACUGGCACAGCCCUGCUCCAUAUACGUAGCUGAAUUAGCUGCCAUACACAAUUCACUGCGAAUUAUCGAGCUCAAGACACCAGACAAUUACUUCAUCUUCUCGGACAGCCUCAGUUCUAUCGAAGCUCUCCGAUCGAUUAAACCGGUCAAGCACCCGUCCUAUUUCCUUCCGGAAAUUAGACGGAUAUUAGAAGUGCUGGUUGAUCGGUCUUUCAUUAUCUGCUUUGUGUGGGUCCCCUCUCAUUGGUCAAUCCCAGGCAAUGAAGAAGCUGAUUUAUUAGCAAAAAGGGGUGCCAUAGAAGGAGAUAUAUUUGAUAGACCGAUCACCUAUACCGAGUAUUUUCAUCUGCCCCGACAACUGGCUCUGGAAAACUGGCAGGAAAAGUGGGAUAAAGACGACCUUGGGCGAUGGAUGCACUCGAUCUCGCCCAAAGUGUCUACAAAAGCUUGGUUCAAAGGGUUAGAUUUAACUCGUGAUUUCAUUCGAGUUAUUUCGCGCCUAAUGUCCAAUCACUAUGUUGCAAACGCACACCUCUAUCGAAUAAACUUAGUCGAUAGUAAUCUGUGCGAAUGUGGAGGGUACGAAGAUAUUGACCACAUAGUCUUCGUAUGCCCUAAGUACCACAGAGCAAGGGCCAAGCUUAUAGAUUCUCUCCGGAAACAGAAAGAGACGUUUACAAUGCAAGUACGGGAUGUGCUUGCUAGCCGCAACCCCGCGCUUGUAAUACCCAUUUACGACUUUUUAAGAGAUAUCGAGUAUCGAAUUUGAUUAUCUCUAUGCUUUCUCUCCUAAUUUCUCCCAACACAACAAUCAUAAAAAGUUUCACACUAAUUCUGUUUUUUUUUUUUUUUUUUUUUUUUUUUUUUUCUUCUUUCUUUCGUUCAUUUUUUUUUUAUAGAAACAUGAAUCAUCGCUUCUUUUUGAGAGACAGGAUCCACCGAUCUUAGAUAUAAGUUUUGAUUUCAAAGAGAUAAGGAACCAUCACCCUCAACGAAUAGUAGUAAGGAUUAGUAUUUAGUUAUAAAGAGAAAAACUUUGAUGUUAAUGUUAGUCGUAGGCUUAAAUGACAUGUAUUUUUAAAUUGUAUUUGUUAAAGAGAAAAGAUGAGAGGGUUUUUAUGCCUGUUUGAGGAGGAGCAGUCGGGAUACAGGCUCUACUCAAGCUGGCUUUUCCCUACUCCAAAAGAUAUUCGGCCCCGUUAUGCUUCGCGGUUGGGCCUAAAUAAAUAUUAGAGUUUAAAAAAAAAAGUCCAAAAUGCCGUCGAAACAACAGGAACUGCGUACCCGCAUUGUACAAUCCACUGCAUUACGUAUCCUGGAGUCCAUGCAGUAUUUCGGAAAAGAGGUAGCGGUUGUCUAAUGGAAAUAAUGAAUAAGAAACGAUCCGCUUCCUACACAACAUGUUCGACAAGAAGGAGUCGGUAAGUUAGCGGUAAGCAGCCAGAAAGUUUCACUGUUGUUCGAAGUCAUACAUCUACAAGGCUUCAAUGAAGGAGGAAAUAGUGUAUAGAAAAAAAAACAGAUCCCCAAAGUACACUGAUGAUCAAAUUCAAACCGUGAGAUCCUAAUGCCGUUGGACGACUCGCAGAUUAAAUCAGCUAGAAUUCCAUUUCCCUCGCGUGAUCGCUAUACACGACUUUUCUGAACACGAACGUGAUUCAUUCGCACUUUCCACUGAACAGUCAUCGAUUAGUCUGUGAAUUGAGCUUGGAGCAAUUACAGUCAGAGUCAUUUAUUUGCAUCGAUCAAUCCAUCACAGAGCAAUGAAAUGUGUUACGUGACGAUACGAAGAAUAUGCGUGAGCCGUUAUUAUCGACAGAA